AUGUCGUCCUAUACACCACAGACAGAUUUGCCGCUUGAACGGUCUCGUCUUAUUGGAGUGAUUUUGGGGGGUAUAUCUUACGGUGCAUACCUUCUCCUUACUGUACAAGCGGUGAUCGCUCUCAUGCAACGUCCCCGAAAUGGGCAGAAAAUUGCAAAUAAUCGUCGCACGCUUCUUUGUUACACUCUCAUCACGUUCGCGCUUGGGACGGUAUGCUUUGCUGGCACUACAAAAUAUACGGAGAUGAUUUGGAUAGACCUUCGUGAUGCACCUGGUGGCCCCAUUGCAUUGAUUGAGAACCCAAUGCAUUACCGCAUCAACUUUAUGGCUAUAUUCUGUGGUUAUGUCGGGGAGUGGUUGAUGCAAGCACUGCUUCUUUACCGAUGUUUCGUGAUAUGGAAUUGGGAGAGAUACGUGAUGGUCCCCAUGGUCGCCCUCUAUACUGGCAUGAUUGGGGUAGCCAUCGUCGUCUUGGUCCAGGCAGGUACCGGGGCUGUAUUUUACCAUAUCAACGCCACACUUGCAUACCUCGCCUUCCAAGUGGCGCACACCAUGCUUUAUACCAUUCUCGUGGCGAAGCGUUUGCUCUCCAUACGGGGCCUGAUGAAGACAGCGUUGGAUGAAUAUGAUUCUGGCACCUAUGAUACCAUCAUCCUCAUGGUCGUUGAAUCCGCCAUGGCAUACACUAUCUUUGUCAUCAUCUACAUAGUUGCAUUUGCUGUGCAUUCAAACUCUCUCUCCACGCUAUGUUUCUUGUCUAUUAACCAAGUUCAGGGCAUCACGCAAUUAUUCAUUAUCAUACGUGUGGCACGAGGGAGGGCAGUUACACAUGACUGGUCGACCCGAAAUGCUCCAGCAGCACCUACGACUCUAGCAUUCGCA
Messenger RNA from Suillus subaureus, 882 nucleotides. RefSeq lists its product as uncharacterized. The transcript has 6 exons. The annotation marks the transcript as partial. Lineage: Eukaryota; Fungi; Basidiomycota; Agaricomycetes; Boletales; Suillaceae. The record is from RefSeq and is a predicted model, not a curated record.